Messenger RNA from Choloepus didactylus (southern two-toed sloth), 2115 nucleotides. RefSeq names its product phosphatidylinositol transfer protein cytoplasmic 1 (gene PITPNC1). Gene Ontology annotation, biological process: phospholipid transport. NCBI's taxonomy places the organism in Eukaryota, Metazoa, Chordata, Mammalia, Pilosa, Megalonychidae. The record is from RefSeq and is a predicted model, not a curated record. Gene Ontology annotation, cellular component: cytoplasm. The transcript is spliced from 10 exons. The coding region runs from base 1072 to 2079 and encodes 335 amino acids. Gene Ontology annotation, molecular function: phosphatidylinositol transfer activity; phosphatidylinositol binding.
ACCUCCCCGGCUCGAGGUACACUGCAGCUCCGCGCGGACUCUCCAGCCCCGGCGAGGUGGCUGCGAACUCGCGGGCACGCACGGCUCCCGGGCAGCGAAGGGACUCGGGGAGGGGAGGCGCCCUAGAAGGCGCCAGCUCCCUCUCGCCCUCCCCUCGCAGCCGCGAGCCGACGUUGGAGGGACCCGGCGGCCCCAGCCCGGCAGAGCCGAGAGGCGCGGCGGCGGCUUCCCUUUUCUCCCUCAGCCAAGCCAGCCCUGGAGCAGCUCGGGGACCGGCCCUAAAAAGAGAAGGAAAUCUUGUUUACCGCCCGGGGAGAGGAGCUGAUCGAGCCUUUGUCUGGAAAGUCAGCAUCUUCGGCUCGGCUGCAAUGUGUUCCUGGAGACAUUAGCAUUGGGCAGACUGCUGGAGUGGGGCGGGGGGCGUCACCAGGUUCAUCUCUUGUUUCGGAGACGGAUCAAGUGGGUGACUUCUGUGCAUUUGUUUUCAUUUUUGGAACUCUCUUUUUUUUCCUCCCUCGCCCGCGCCUGGCAUACCCUGAUCUUCUUGCCGCUCCUAUCGCCCUGAGCCGCCGAUUGGAGGCUUUCCCAGCGGGUCUUCCUCCCUCCCUGACUUUGCAACACCGCGUUCCGGGAGGGCAGACCUCGGCAAGGAAGGAGGCGGGGGAGCAGCGAACACCGGGUCCCAAACCUUGACAUGCUCUCGGGCGGAGAGGAGGAAGCCCGGAGCUGAGCGCACCGCUGGAGUGCUUCGCGGGCCGGCUCCGGGCGCCCUGCCCUGCGCCGGGGCGGCCGCCUCUUUGGUCUGGGGGGCGCUCCCCGUUUCCCGCCCCGGGAGUCCGCGGCCGGCAGGACCAUGCUGCUGAAGGAGUACCGGAUCUGCAUGCCGCUGACAGUGGACGAGGAGUCAUUUCUGGAGCCUCUGUGUGGUGCCAGGUGCUCUGAAUACAGAGAUGAAUGAGCUCACCCCUGCUUUCAAUGAACCACUUGUCUGAUAGAGCAGACCGACAAGGCAAUCAGUGACCGUGGCCUAAUGGGUGGUCACCUAAGCCAGAGGCACGGUGGCUUCGUUUGAUGGCAGAAGGCAGAGGAGAACGUGGGAGAUGUUCUACAGACGUUCUACAGAAAACUUACAAAAUUGGACAGCUGUACAUGAUCAGCAAGCACAGCCACGAACAGAGUGACCGGGGAGAAGGCGUGGAGGUCGUCCAGAAUGAGCCCUUCGAGGACCCUCACCACGGCAACGGGCAGUUCACCGAGAAGCGAGUGUACCUCAACAGCAAAUUGCCUAGUUGGGCUAGAGCUGUUGUCCCCAAAAUAUUUUAUGUUACAGAGAAGGCUUGGAACUAUUAUCCCUACACGAUUACAGAAUAUACAUGUUCCUUUCUGCCGAAAUUCUCCAUUCACAUAGAAACCAAGUACGAGGACAACAAAGGGAGCAAUGACUGCAUUUUUGACAAUGAAGCCAAAGACAUAGAGAGAGAAGUCUGCUUUAUUGAUAUUGCCUGCGAUGAAAUUCCAGAACGCUACUACAAGGAGUCUGAGGAUCCUAAACACUUCAAGUCAGAGAAAACAGGACGGGGACAGUUACAGGAAGGCUGGAGGGAUAAUCAUCAGCCCAUCAUGUGCUCCUACAAGCUGGUGACUGUGAAGUUUGAGGUCUGGGGGCUUCAGACCAGAGUGGAACAAUUUGUACACAAGGUGGUCCGAGACAUUCUGCUGAUUGGGCAUAGACAGGCUUUUGCGUGGGUUGAUGAGUGGUAUGACAUGACAUUGGAUGAAGUCCGAGAAUUUGAACGAGCCACUCAGGAAGCCACCAACAAGAAAAUUGGCAUUUUCCCACCUGCAAUUUCUAUCUCAAGCAUCCCCCUUCUACCUUCUUCAGUCCGCAGUGCCCCUUCUAGCGCUCCGUCCACACCUCUGUCCACAGACGCACCAGAAUUUCUGUCAGUUCCUAAAGAUCGGCCCCGGAAAAAGUCUGCCCCAGAAACUCUCACACUUCCAGACCCUGAGAAAAAAGCCACCCUGAAUUUACCUGGCAUGCACUCUUCAGAUAAGCCAUGUUGGCCCAAAUCAGAGUAACUUAAUAUGAAUAUUUCAUGGGGUUUUAUAUUUUCA